GGAAAACGCCGAUGGUUCGCUGGUUCAACUUCAAAAAAGAUAACGUUUUCACAUCACUAGGAAGUACUGAUAAAAAAUAUAUUUUUAUUUUCCUUUGACUUUGAAAUUGAGGAAGAAACAAUAUAAGAAAAAUGCCGGCCUUUCACUCGGAGAUCCAGGACUUCCAAGGAUCGGUGGGCAAUAUGGCCAUCCUGCCAUUACGCACUCAAGUCCGAGGACCAGCGCCCAACGUUGAUAUUCCCAACGAUAUCAUCGAUGAGUCACUGUACUACUGGAAGUCAAACAUUUUCUUCAGCACAUACGAAGUUAAGUCGGAAGUGGACCGGGUGCUUAUCUACAUAACGCUGUACAUAAGCGAAUGUUUGAAGCGCUUGGCGCGCUGCACGAGCAAGGAACAGGGCCGACAGGAGCUCCACAGCCUGGCCAUCUCGCGGUUCGAUCUGCCCGGCGAUCCGGGAUUCCCCCUGAACGCGAUAUACGCCAGGCCCGACGACCCCGAGACUAUGCGUCAGUAUUUCCUGCAACUGCGCCAGGAGACCGGCACGCGGCUGCUGGAAAAAGUCUUCAACACACCCGAUGACAAGCCCAGCAAGUGGUGGAUUUGCUUUGCCAAGAAGAAGUUCAUGGAGAAGAGUCUCUCGGGACCAGGAAUGUAGAAAGAUAAGCCCACUUUUGUCAAGUAUAGACUCCAUAACACAACGAAAACAUACUGCCCACCUUAAAAAAAUAAAUUAUUAAGCUCAAAAACCCAA
This is a messenger RNA of Drosophila biarmipes, 752 nucleotides long. It is a transcript of the gene Arpc3B, whose product is annotated as actin-related protein 2/3 complex subunit 3. Gene Ontology annotation, cellular component: cytoskeleton; Arp2/3 protein complex. The transcript is spliced from 3 exons. Gene Ontology annotation, molecular function: actin filament binding. The record is from RefSeq and is a predicted model, not a curated record. Gene Ontology annotation, biological process: regulation of actin filament polymerization; Arp2/3 complex-mediated actin nucleation. Lineage: Eukaryota; Metazoa; Arthropoda; Insecta; Diptera; Drosophilidae. The coding region runs from base 132 to 656 and encodes 174 amino acids.